AUGAGCUCCAAUGACAAUCCACCGACGUUGGACCUGUCGGACAUUAUGCAUCACAUGUCGCCGUCCCCUGUGCCCUUCGAGGAGCCGCCGCUGCCUCCUGCGACAAAUUCCGAUGAACAGACGCCCAAAAAUAAUCGCGAUGCAUCUCCGGAACCUAUAUCUGAGUCCAAUAUCCAGACCAUUCGCCGAAGACUGGAAGAAAUGGGUCUUGUAGCCACUAGGCAGAGAAUAGCAGCAGAAGCUGGCGAAUCUUCAUCUAGCCGCCUGAUCAGCAGUGGCAAUACAAGCUCGAGGGAAAAGGAGCUCGUUGAUAUGAUUCUCCGCCUUACAGAUGUUGUGCCGGUGGAUCCUGCCCAAUUAGAGCAGCAGGCUACCACAAUAUCCCGGCUAACGGCCCAAAGAGACUUUCUGGUUGCCCAGGCAGAAGAGGAACGGCAGUGGUGGCAGUCGGAACGAGAGGGCUGGGACCGUAUGGCUGAGGCGCUGUUGUCGCAGAAGAAUCGACCGCCAAAGUCAGAGGACUCUGAACGCCAACGGCUAGCUUAUGAGAUGGAGAAUCGCACCCUGCGAGAGAGACUACAAGACACACAACGUCGGUUGUCCACUCUGGAGGCAGAGCUAAUCAGACUCAAGCCAUUGCUCUUAAUGCAACCUUGCUCUGCACCUCGCUCAAAGCAUCCUUCAACGUCAACUCAGCCUUACAAGUCUGUUCCAGGAAAGGGCAAGGGCAAGAGAAGAGAAAACGAAUCUGCAACACACAGAGACUCUCUUGGGCCCAUAGCCGAAGAAUAUGGGCAUAGCGAGGAACACGGUCAUCAGCAAAGUAAUUCUUCCUCUCCGUACAAGUUGGAUCAGCAGCAUUAUACAUACAGCUACCGUUAUCAAGAUUCUUCCGCUCCUCAAGCACCCCACACAGCGAGUUCAGCUCCUGCACCCUCUUCCAAUCCAAAACCCCAUACAUCUCAUCCGACCCAACCUAGUUCUCAGCCGAACACCUCCCAGCAAACCCGACGGCCACGAGAUCCCAGCUCUUCCAAGAGCAAACGACAUCACCACCUAGGCACAACGCCGCUUUCCUCCGACGCACACACUGAGCACGUCCUGCUGGCAGCCCAGCGGAUAGGCAGGAAACGUGCAGCGAUCGUCACCGGCCUGCAACAGCACGCCGAGCGAGAGAAGGAGACCCUCGCUCGAGAGCAAGAGCAGCUCAGGACAAGACGAGAGCACGAGCGGAUGGAGAAGGAACGUCUGGAGCGCCUGGCGAGCGGGACGUCCGGGAUGGCGUAUUACCGAGCGUCAGCCGAUGGACAACAUCUUACGACGAUGACGAGCAGUCCGCAGAGAGGUGGGGGCCCACGGUCGUCUGCGAGUACUACCAUGCCAAGGACGCCUAAGAGGGGCAUGGCCAUGCACCCAGCGCACUACCCCGCGACGCUAGGCGUCGGCCCGAACAACAACGCCAACCCGGGCGGGGUGAACACGCCCCCGCCCUCAACGUACGUGUUCGUGAACACCUCGGCGACCCCAGUGCCGAAGAUGCCUGCGUACACGCAUACACCUGGUGCAUUGGGCACCCCAGGCCAUCUAGGCGCCCCAGUCAACUUGAUACCGAGCUCAGCGACGCGCCAGGUAGCGAAGAACACCAACACACAUGGGCCGAUUACGAGCAACCCGCCGACGCCGCUUGACUCGCUGUUGACGGCUGCGAGGAGUAUGAUGGAUGAUAGCCCGAGUGCAGGUGGGAAUGGAGAUGGGCGAGGUGGGCGAGGUGGGCAGGGGAAGACGAAUGGGAGGAGAAGAAUGCUGGAGGAGCCAGAAAGUCCGGUGCCGAAGAGGAGGAGGGUGUCGACGGAUAAAAGCGCUGCGAGUGUUGGAGCGGGUACAAGUGCGGUUAGGGCAGGCGGUGCGAGGUUGGAUCGGGUGAGAAGUGCAUUGGAUGUGCUUGCGGACCAGGCUGCUGCUGCUGUGUCGAACGAGCCUGGACCGUCGGGUUCGAGGGCUUCCGGUGUCGGGCCCUCAACCUCAAAUAUGGCGAAGGGUAAGGCGAAAGCAACGUCGCGAGCCGAAGCAGAGGAAGAGAAGGAGAUCAAAGCUUCUUCAAGUCCUGAGGCCGAUGAUGGAGACCAGCCCUCGCAAGAGAGCGUCGUCUCCUCUUCCUCAAGAGGCAGAUCAACAGCCUCAGGUCGGUCAACACGGACACGACGAGGGUCUGCAGUCGCUCCAGCUCCUGCCCCUACAUCGACUCGACCAGUCCGACAGAGCACGAGAAAGCGCGCCACCUCACCUGAUCGCGCUACUUCUACCUCAACGUCAACAAGAGGGACUGGGCGCUCGAAAGGACGGCCGAAGACUGCUGGGGCGCCGAGCACGAGGCAGAGGAGGGGUUCCUCGAAUGCAAGUGUCGCGAGGAUGAUUUCGCCAGCUGGGCCGAGGGUGAUUACAGCUGGGCCUGGGUAUGAGCAGGAGCACGAGGUGGAAGAGGUGGCACCGGUACCUUCGGAGACUGUACCUUCACCAGCUGCACUCCCGUCGGUACCCUCUGAAGCUGAUGACCGGGACCGAGAACGUGCUGUGCCAAUGCUGGAAAAGAGUUCUGAUUCGACUCCGGCGUGGGGGGAUUGGGGUAGAAGGGAUGGACAUCGUGCACGGUCGAGAGAGGUGGCUCAUCCUGUUGAGAGAGAACCGAGUCCGGUUGAAGAAAGCAAGGACGGGAAUGGAGAGGUUGUCGCGAUGGAGGUUACUCCUCCGACUGAACCUUCUGCAGAUCCAGCUUCUCUAGCUGUCGAGGCACCAGCGUCGGUGCCAGACUCAUCUGAACAACUUCCAGAUGCAAAUCCACCUUCUGCGCCUUCACCUCUUCCCAACGGCGACCUCGAGAUCAAGGCCAAAUCUCCCUCACCUCAUGCACCCACACCCUCAGCAAACGAUAUUGAGAUGCACUCUCCAACACGCCCCGAUGAUCCAGAGGACAUAGAUGCUGACGCUGACGCAGAAGCCGACCUCGACGAAGACGCCGAAGGCGAGCAAGAGGACGAGGAGGACCGCGACCGCGACGGGGACGACGACGCGGAGAUCGCAUCAAGAGAUCACCCAUCCCGAUCCCGAUCACCCCCACCCCCAGAUCCCCCACCUCCAGGGCCCGGCCCUGACACUGACGGCGGCGGUCCGCCGCCUCCUGAUGUCGACGACGAUGAGCACGACGCUGAUGCCGACGCGGAGGGAGAAAUGGAGUUUGACGACGAGGAACAGCACCACCAGCAGGCAUCGGGUUCGGAUUCGGGUUCUGUGAGCGCGAGCGCGGGUACGUAUCAAGCGGGAGCGGCAUGUGCUGAUGAGGUCGCGUCGUCCCUACGUCCCGGUCGUGCGCGUGGGUACGCACCGCUGUUUGCUCCCCAUCGCCCGGAUAACAUGCCCGGAUGCCAAUUGGGAUUUGUCCUUCGAGCGCAUUCCAGGACUCGGAGUGUUCCCGUGAGCGCUCGAAGGGCAACAUGGAGACAAAAAGAAGCGACUUUACCGUCUCUGUUCUUUGAGCCAAGACCCUCUCUUUCCUACAAUUGUCUCUCCAGAUCCGUAGCACUGAGCUAG
Cyclocybe aegerita is the source of this 3585-nucleotide messenger RNA. Lineage: Eukaryota; Fungi; Basidiomycota; Agaricomycetes; Agaricales; Hemipholiotaceae. The record is from the annotation of a GenBank genome assembly.